CCCGUGUACUGGGGUAGCUUUAGUGGAUCCCCCUUCGUUUGAAGCUGCCUCAGCAGCACUACAGUCGUCGUUUGCCAGUGGGAAAGGUCGGACGCUUUGUGCUGCCCUUUCGCCCAUCCCCAACAGGAGUAAAAAGAAAGAGCGUGUGCGUGUGUGUGAGAGUGAAGGAAAACAUGGAAAAUUUGGUGGCUAAAGCUCUCGAUUGAUUCGGGGCGAGAACACACAACAUUUUUCCCGUCGAUUUUCGUUUUCCGUUUUACGUUUUUUCUUUGAGUUUUGACCUGUGCAAGUGUGCAGCACAGUGAUAAGAAGGUUUCCGAGUGCCAGAGAGUAGAAGACCACACACAUACGGAAGAUGAUGGCGGCAGCAGCAGCACAGAAGCAGGUUUCAAUAGCGGCGGUGAUCCUGAUGGCGGCCCUGGUGGCCAUGGUGACUGGGAGGGAAGUGCCCCAGGCGCUGCCCCAGUACGAGGCCAUGGGUUCGCGGUUCGCGGAUAACCCGCUGCGGCUCAUGAACCAGUACUACGAGCUGAUGAAGGCCCGCCGUCUGGAGGACGCCAUCAACGAGCUCGAGCAGGAGGAGUAUCAGCCCGAACCGCUCAAACCCGUCGACACGUCGCACCUGGACAGCCCGCCGAAGCCCCGCGCCGUCGAGAACUGGCCCCACGAGAGUCACGAGUUUGGCCAGGUGACGGCCGUUUCGAUCAACCGCGACGGCAACCCGGUCAUAUUCCAUCGGGGCCACCGCACCUGGACCGCCGAGAGCUUCAACGCGACCAACCACUAUCAGCUGAUUGCGGAUGGACCUAUUGAGGACAGUACCAUCCUGACGCUGAGUGCGGCCACCGGGGCCGUAAUCGACGAGAGUGGCGGCGGGAUCUUCUACAUGCCACAUGGAAUGACUAUUGACCGAAAUGGAAACAUGUGGCUGACGGAUGUGGCCCUGCACCAGGUGUUCAAGUUCAUGCCGGGCCAUGACUAUCCGAGCAUUACGGUGGGACGCCGGUUUGAGCCGGGUUCGACCCGGAACCAUCUGUGCAAACCGACUGCCGUGGCGGUGGCCACCACCGGAGAGGUCUUCAUCGCAGACGGGUACUGCAACAAUCGGUUGUUGAAGCUGAACGCCGCUGGACGACUGAUCAGGACCAUUCCGCAGCCGCCGGAGUUUCUGUCGCUGCAGGUUCCUCAUGGACUAACGCUGCUGGAGCAUUUGGAUUUGAUUUGCGUGGCUGAUCGCGAGAAUAUGCGAGUCGUUUGUCCCAAGGCCGGUCUGAAAACGACCUUCGGCGAGGGCACCCAAGCGGCCACCAUCCAGGAGCCCGACCUCGGACACGUGUACGAUGUGGCAUCCUACGGCGAUCUGGUUUACGCGAUCAACGGACCCACGGCCGACAUGAUUCCAGUUCGUGGCUUCACCAUCGAUCCCCGAUCGGAAACGAUCAUCGACCACUGGGGCAAGUUCCAGAACCCGCACUCGAUCGCGUUCUGCCCGAACGGAUCGGCCAUGUACGUCACCGAAAUUGGCCCGAACAAAAUCUGGAAGUUCGAGCUGGUGUAAACUGGGUUAGAGAAAAAAAAAGCACACAACCAAGAACCAAGUCAAUCGAGGAUUUAUUCAUGCUGCAGUUUAAGAACAAUUCACAGAGAAAAAACAAUGUAACCAGCCACAAUGUUUAUAGAAAUAAUAACAGUGCGUGGAAAAUAGCAACAACAAUAAUGUGUAAAUCAUCAAAUAUUCCAAGCAAACUUGUCUACUGCAAAAAAAUAAAAUGGUAUGUAAUAUUCAUCAAAAAUAAUAUCCACUAAGAAGUAGAAUCAAAUAUCCACUACAAAAAGGGGAAUGAUGGCAGAUGAAAAAUGACCACAAAACCAUCGUGGUCAUCGAUGAAGAACGAACAGAGAACUGUAGCUAAACAAAAAAAAAAAACAUAAAUUUCCAGUCGUACUUUUAUACGCUUUUUCCUUUUAAGUUUUCUGAAAACGUUUUGGGGGUCAUCAUUAUAUCUCAACAAAUAUAUUAUCAGUAAAAUGAAAAUAAAUAUGAUAUAUUCCGUUACUGUUUUCCGUUAGAUUGCUCGGUUUAUGAAACCGGCUAGUAUUAAACUCACUCUUACAUUCAGCGAUUAAUCUACACAGUAGUGUUGAACCAAUUUGUAUCAGUGUUAGACAUGUUACUGCAAAAUAAAAAAAAAAAAACAAAAAUGAAAUGUAUUUAGACAA
Molecule: messenger RNA, 2220 nt
Organism: Culex quinquefasciatus (southern house mosquito)
Lineage: Eukaryota; Metazoa; Arthropoda; Insecta; Diptera; Culicidae
Gene: Pal2
Product: peptidyl-alpha-hydroxyglycine alpha-amidating lyase 2
Exons: 5
Coding region: 356-1558 (400 amino acids)
Biological process (GO): peptide metabolic process
Cellular component (GO): extracellular region; membrane
Molecular function (GO): protein binding; catalytic activity
Source: RefSeq, a predicted model, not a curated record